Messenger RNA from Manacus vitellinus (golden-collared manakin), 1019 nucleotides. RefSeq names its product mitochondrial ribosomal protein S26 (gene MRPS26). The transcript is spliced from 4 exons. Gene Ontology annotation, cellular component: mitochondrial small ribosomal subunit. The record is from RefSeq and is a predicted model, not a curated record. Bases 1 to 456 code for a protein of 151 amino acids. Lineage: Eukaryota; Metazoa; Chordata; Aves; Passeriformes; Pipridae.
AUGAACCUGAAAUGGGGGGACAACCGGGGAAAGGGCUCAGUGCCCUCCCCUCCUCCCUACAGGGCCGAGUUCAGGGCUGAGGUGCUGCAGAAGAAGCGGGAGGAGCGUCUGGGUGGGGAGAACUCCGCGGAGCUGCUGGAGGAGCACCGGCGCCUGAUGGCCUGGAAUGACGAGGAGAACGCCCGGCAGCGGGCACGCAGAGAGGAGAGACUCAGGAAAGAAGCGGAGGAAGAGAAGAGGAGGAAGUUGGAGGUCGCGGAGAAGCAGGCCAGGAAAAUGGAGGCUUUCAUGAAGGAGAAGGAGCAGGAGGUUCUCCAGCUGCAGGAGGAAGCCAAAAGCUUCAUCACCCCCGAGAACCUGGACGCGCGGAUCGAGGAGUGCCUGGACAACCCGCGCAACUACAACUUCGCCAUCGACAAGGACGGGCGGGUCGUCAAGCGCACGGUGCUGUCGUAGCAGCCCCAGGAUGGGGCUCCUGGCCUGCUUUUGUGCCCAGAGCCUCCUCCCCAGAAGACCUGGAGUUCUUCUUUUUAAUGUAUAAAUUGGCCACGGCAGUGUGGUGGAGAAAGGCUGCGGGGUCUGGCUGUGCUGCUUCCGAAGGGCGAACGCCGGCGGGAGGGGGGUGAGGGGGAAACUCGGGCUUGUUGGAGGCUCCAGCUCCCUGGCUCAGCCCUGUGUGGCUGUUGCUGUGCCUGUGAUUCCACCUCCCACGUGUUUGGAUCCCUCCUGCCUUCACACACAGCGUGUGGGGAGAGAAGCAGGAGCAGUCAGGAGGCAGAUCUUGGCUCUCAGCUCCAUGCUGUCAGCCCCUCUGGAUGCUUCCGAAGGGAAAUGAGGGCUGAAUGGAUUUUUAGAGAACACUGGCCCUCCUCUUUUUUUGUUGUUGGGUGAAAGAAUUAAUUAUUCCUCCUGAUUUCUGCUGGGCUGGAGGGACCUGUCAUCCCUGGUCAUGCUUUGAACCUUCCUUUGCACAUAUCUUGGUGUGGCUGAAUGAGAAAAUAUGUCUGGAUGAUCUGGAA